GCGGCUGUAGGAUCGGCUGCUCCCGUCGAGCGUUCAGUGAGCGACUGCAGCUGGAGAGACAAUAACAGCGACGCGCGCACAGUAUCCUCAUUUGGACUUGCUAUGGACCAGCAGCACGAUUUACUGAGCUCCUCGCCCAAUACUCACUACAACUCCGGCGAUAACAUGGCUUCUUCCCUCUCUGGAAUGACCAUCAAUGACCACCACCAUAAGGAGAAUGGGCUCGUGAGACCAGGAGACUGUCCAAUGAAAGAGAGCCCUGAGGAUUCAAGAGGGGACGAGAAAGAAGAUCCUGGUGCAGAAGUGGCGAGCGCUGGAGGAAUGGCACCCACAGCUCAAUCCAAGACCAAUGGUGAUGCUGAGAAGAGGGCUCCCAGUAGCAGUAGACCUCAUGCUGCUGGCACAAAGAUUCCUGCCAUGACUGCUGUUGCCAAAAAUGGAAAAGACACCGCGGAGAACAGCGGGCACAGCAGCCCUGGCACUCCUAAAUCUCCUGCUAGCAAGGCUGCGGGCGGGAAGCCUCCAAGCACAGGAAAUGAAAUCAAGAAGGUCGCAGUGAUUCGCUCGACCCCUAAAUCUCCUAAGAACCGUUCGCCUACAUCACUGUCUGCUGCUGCUCCUCUGCCCGAUCUGAAAAACGUUCGCUCCAAAGUCGGAUCCACGGACAACCUGAAGCACCAGCCCGGAGGCGGCCGGAUCCAAAUUCUUGAUCAGAAGGUGGACUUUAGCAAUGUCCAGUCAAAGUGUGGCUCCAAAGCCAACCUAAAGCAUACACCAGGAGGUGGAAACGUAAAAAUUCUUGAUCAGAAGGUGGACUUCACUAAGGUCCAGUCAAAGUGUGGCUCCAAAGACAAUCUCAAACAUGCACCCGGAGGUGGCAAUGUGCAAAUUCUCGAUCAGAAGUUGGACUUAACUAAUGUGCAGGCUAGAUGUGGCUCCAAAGAUAAUCUCAAACAUGUGCCCGGAGGUGGAAAAGUCCAAAUCCUCCACAAAAAGAUUGAUUUGAGCAACGUGCAGUCAAAGUGUGGAUCGAAAGACAACCUUCGUCACAAACCAGGUGGAGGAAACAUUGAGAUCAGGUCUGAGAAGCUUGAUUUCAAGGCUCAGUCUAAGAUUGGAUCUAUGGACAACAUUAAGCAUACACCUGGAGGAGGCAACAGGAGGAGAGAGAAGGACAGAGGGGCAAACACGCCCCAAGAUGAGGGUUUUCUCACCCCAGACCCCUCUGAAACCCCCACCCUGUCAUCUGCCAGUCUGUCCCCAGAGCCCAUCCUCCUCAGCAACCCCCAGAUAAAGAUUGAGGACUCCAAUUGAGUCCCACAAACUGAUGUUCCGUGAGCAGGCCAAAGCGCGAACCGACCACGGCGCAGAAAUCGUGUCCCUGGACGAGUCACCGCAGGG
This is a messenger RNA of Danio aesculapii, 1401 nucleotides long. It is a transcript of the gene mapta, whose product is annotated as microtubule-associated protein tau a. Gene Ontology annotation, molecular function: microtubule binding. Gene Ontology annotation, cellular component: neuron projection. Gene Ontology annotation, biological process: neuron projection development; microtubule cytoskeleton organization. The record is from RefSeq and is a predicted model, not a curated record. The transcript has 14 exons. Bases 103 to 1314 code for a protein of 403 amino acids. Lineage: Eukaryota; Metazoa; Chordata; Actinopteri; Cypriniformes; Danionidae.